Molecule: messenger RNA, 1482 nt
Organism: Hyaloperonospora brassicae
Lineage: Eukaryota; Oomycota; Peronosporomycetes; Peronosporales; Peronosporaceae
Source: the annotation of a GenBank genome assembly
AUGCAGCCAUUGGAGGGGCAGGAGAACCCGACCUUCGCGUCCGUGGCGGAACCCGCGCCGCUGCAGCGGCCGCACUGCAACCAAUGCCUCGUCGCCAUUGCCGACUACGAGUGUGAGCGCUGUGACCAGCGCUUCUGCCGCCAGUGCGAGCUGAAGAUCCACCACCGACUCGAAGAUCUGGCGCUGAAGCGGGAAGAGAGCAAAAGCGACGGACGACCACAUCAGGAAUGUCUCAAGUGGAUCAGUGCUUGUCAAGAGUGUGGCGAGAACACGCUGGAGUUCUUUUGCCUCAAUUGCAACAUGUACCAAUGCGAGAACUGCUGCGCGGCAAAGCACCGGCAGCUGGGGCCGCAUUUCUUCUUUUGUGUCGAAGGUUCGUCCCCGAGAAUGUUCCCGUUUGCCAGCUGGAACUUGAUGUUUGCGGAAACGGUCAAGAUGAGCAAGGGCGCCUUGCAGGACAGAGCUGCAACCAGAGAGGUGGCAGUACCCACGACUCAGCAACCUGUGAGGAAGUCGACAAGAGCGAAGCACAGUGGCUCGGAAGCAGCGCGAGUUAAGAUGGAGCAAUCCGUUGCAGCUUCGACGACGGGUGCUACGACUGCGGCACUGGAGAACCUGGUCAUUGAUGGAUCUGCUGUCCCGGACGACGCGCCACAGCCUGUGGUUGAGCAAGGCAAGAGCAAAGCGAACCGCUUGAUCAGCGCAUUUACGUCGUCAAUUGUCGAUCUGACUCUUGACGACAAAGGUGAUGCUAGUCCUGGUGGCGCGUCUUGGAAACCAACUGAGCUACAGAUUAAAGAGGAGAUUCGGAUUAAAGCUGAAGAUGCGUGGUUGAACUCAGCCGCCGCUGCUCACAAUAAUCUGGCGUUCAACGUAGACGAGCUGAUGGAAAAAACAAUGGGCGAGGACGAAGACCCGAUCUUGCGCUCUAUGAUCAGCGAAUACAAUCAGCUCAGCGCUAAGAUCUUCGACAUUGACCAGGAAGCUGACGCUGUUCGCAGGAAAAUUAAAGAGCUGUCGAGCACUCAGCCGUUUGACAUGCAAGAGGUGACGAAAGCUCGCGUUUUGGCAAAUAAACUCCGCAAGGAAAAAGCCGAGUCAGAGAAGUCCCGAGAUGGAGUUGUGGCCAACGUCGUCUAUUAUUUAAAGUCUGAUCCAGACGACCUCAAAGAAUUCUUGGCGACCUGCACAGCAGAAGUCUCGUAUGCGCAAACCGCGUGUCACCGCAAAUGCGCCACACUGGAGGCAAGCAUCCGCCAAAACUUGGAAAACAUCCGGAGGAUCCAGCGUGACAUGGAGGAAUUGAUCAACAUGAAGAAGGACGCGUUUGCAGAGGUCACUCGUCUUGGGGCUGACAUUGCUCAAGGAGAGGAAGAGGUUCGCAAAUUGGACAUGCAGCGGCAGGACGAGUUUUUGCGUCUAUGUCAGUUCAGCAAGUCGAUCCAGACCGCUGUGCAGGAGAUGGCCGCGUCUGCUCUGUAA